Gadus morhua (Atlantic cod) is the source of this 2890-nucleotide messenger RNA. RefSeq names its product zinc finger and SCAN domain-containing protein 21. The transcript is spliced from 2 exons. Gene Ontology annotation, molecular function: RNA polymerase II cis-regulatory region sequence-specific DNA binding; DNA-binding transcription factor activity, RNA polymerase II-specific. Gene Ontology annotation, biological process: regulation of transcription by RNA polymerase II. The record is from RefSeq and is a predicted model, not a curated record. Lineage: Eukaryota; Metazoa; Chordata; Actinopteri; Gadiformes; Gadidae. Bases 119 to 1246 code for a protein of 375 amino acids.
AUUUCCUUUCCUUUCCCAUCAUUACGGUAAGCAGCAGGCACUCCGCGUCACGUGACUCCGUAAAGCAUCUUUUUGGUCCAUUUUGGAUGAUACAAAGUGAACCUUGCAACCUUUGAAAAUGACCAAAUUACAGUUUUUAAACGUGUUUUUGACUGAGCGGCUCAUGCUCGCCGCGCAGGAGAUCUACAAAUCUGUCGAGGACACCAUCCUGGAGUAUCAAGAGGAGAUCGCGCUGAGAGAGCGGGAGAAUGACCAUCUGAGGCGGCGGCUGCGGGACGCAGGGAUCGAGAUAUGGCCAGACCGUCCAUCUAUGGCCCUGUUGGAUGAGGAGGAGGGUGAGCACCCGAGGCGGGAGUGGAGUCCCAGCAUGGGGCAUGAGGAACGCCUUCCCCUCCAGAUCAAGGAGAAGAGAGACCUCCGAUCCAACCAGGGAGACGACCAACAACUCCGCCCCCACGGGUCGUGCAGCACCCCAGAGUCCAUGUUCACACCACCGCGCGUCUGCAACGAGUACCCCCAGGAGGCCCCCCACACGUCCAGCAUCCCCCAGAGCCAAGGGGUGGAGAACCGGGAGAGGGAGCCGGCGCCGAGGGCCUCGUCGAGACACGUGAAGGCAGAGGGCGUUGCUGGUGGUGCUGGUGGCGGAGGAGGCCACAGGGGAGCCACCCCCUCCAGCAGCGCUCCCCAGCCCCUGGCCCCGGUCAACCCCAACUGCUCGAAUGAGAACAACAUAGAGAUCCAAGGGGCGGAGAACGGCGGACAGAUGGCGGGCUCCAAGGGAGGCGCCGGGGGGAGCCGAGGUCAGGGCUCCCACAUGCGCAGCCAGGGCGGCGCGAGCGCCAACGCGGACUGUUCUCUCCAGAAGUCCCCGCUCCAAGGCCACCUGUCGUCCUUCAGCUGCAAGGUGUGCGGCGAGGCGUUCAGCCACGCGGGUCACCUCCACGUGCACGUGCAGGUGCACACGCGGGAGAAGCCGUACCGCUGUGGCGUGUGCGGCAAGUGCUGCAGCUCGUCUGGCCGUCUGCAGGAGCACCAGCGCAGCCACACGGGGGAGAAGCCCUUCCGCUGCCAGAUCUGCGGGAAGGGCUUCACCCAGAUGGCCCACCUCAAGGUGCACAUGAGGAUCCACACGGGGGAGAAGCCCUACAGCUGUCCUGUGUGCGGCAAGUGCUUCAGCCGCUCUGACAAAAUCAAGCGCCACCUCCAGACCCACAGCCGCGAGGGGACCUACUUCUCAGGACAAUGAGACCCCUUUCAGGGUGACGGUGGUUUUUGUUGGAACCAACUGAAAUUUGUGAAUCACAUUGAAACUGAACACUUUUUAAGAGAAAAAGCUAAAGUUGCUGCCGGAUGAGACGUUUUUCAUACUUUCAAAGAACUAGAAACGUACAAACCUUAGUGUUUUCUUGUUUUAUUUUUUUGACCUAACGGUGGUAUCUAUGCCAUAGUCCCUGCUGUAGGAUGUGUAUUAGUCUGUUUAAGACGUCUUUCAUUUUAACUUCUCACACAUAUAAACUCUUCUAAGUCUCGAUUCUGAGUAAUUAGCUAGGCUUCUGAAUUAUUUAGUCUUUCAUUAGUAAUAUGAUUAGCAUGAUAAAGUCUUCCACACAUGCCUUGAACCUGAAAUUAAUUCAAUAAUUUGUUCAUCCAUUUCCCAACUAAAUACUUUUGGUUGCAUCCUUUAGGUUGCAGAAGUCAAAGUGACAGAAUUGACUACUAAUCAAACGCCUUGAUGAUCCAUUCGUUGAAUAAUCCACUUUGCAGUAAUAAUACAAGUUAUUGUAUUGGUCUGGUUUCCUUUUGCUUUUGAUGAUGUCGUCGUUGGUUGGUUUGCAAGACUAUUCAUUGGGUUUAUAAAAAACAACAUUUAGGUGUCUUUUUCAGACCUGGUUACAAUGUCAAUGGUCUGUUUGGAAGAGAGAUAGAGUCUUGAAUGUGUUGAUUGAACAGUUUUCUGUUUAGUUUUCCGCCGUUUUGGUUGUGAUGGGUGACUCGUGUCAAUGCUAACCAUGAGCCCCUAGUAACUAUGGACUUUGUGUUUUAUUUUGCAUUGUUGCAGCGCUCCCAAUAGCUCAUUAUCACUUUAUAUUUACCACCUCAUUCAUGGAAAAUCUAUACCGUUUUGUAAGAUAUUUGUAUCUUGUCAAAUACCACUAGUUUUUAUAACCUGCACUAUAUAAUAGCAUUUCUCCAAAAUGAAGGAAUUGUACUCAAACCAGACCAUCCAGUGUUACCUAUGUGGGGUCGUUUUUCUAGAGGCUCAGUCUGUGCUGAUUGUGUAUUCACCAAUGUUUCUACAACCUUUCUCUCAAACAUAAUUGUUCUUAUGGCCAAUCCAAAUGAAUUGGUGGGUUUUGAGGAAGUCUAGUACCUGGUCUACUCGUCACUCGACUUUCUUCAACAAAGGAAUUCACUUCUCUCAGGUCUAAUGCUGCAUUCAUGUCAGGUCGGGGGUAAUUUGUGAAACACAUUUGACCGGAAUAGCUGAUUUCUCCUUACACAUGAAUGAAUCUGAAUAACUCGUUUUUUUUGCCAGUUUCAAUUUCAACCAAAGUAAAAAAAAAAAAUUAGGGAUGUUCUUGUAAAUUUCAGAAUGCAUAUUAACUAAACAAUGCAUGUCAAAACAUUUUAAAGUAACAUUUCAACCAAGUAAUUCAUGAGAGGAGUACGGAAUAGCUUUUUAAAUACAAUGUCCGGUUUUUAGUGCCCCUCUGUUUCCUGACUGCAGCACGAUUGAGCUGCAAAACUUCCGAGCCGACCAGCAAUCUUUUUUAAGUCCACCUGGGGGAGACAGUUCGUACCCACACACACACAUUACUGUAUACAGUGUUGUAUCAUUGUGUUUUAAAUGUUAUUUUUUAAUAAAGUAGUUAUUGAGUAUGAAUAUAAA